Lodderomyces margitis is the source of this 891-nucleotide messenger RNA. RefSeq lists its product as uncharacterized. Gene Ontology annotation, cellular component: cytoskeleton. Lineage: Eukaryota; Fungi; Ascomycota; Pichiomycetes; Serinales; Debaryomycetaceae. Gene Ontology annotation, molecular function: actin filament binding. The record is from RefSeq and is a predicted model, not a curated record. The coding region runs from base 1 to 891 and encodes 296 amino acids. The transcript has a single exon.
AUGGCACCAACACUACAACAAGAUACAUUACCAACCAGCCAACAGACUACUACACAAUCAGCCACAUCGAAGGGCUAUGAAAUGGGCACGAGGGGAUCACACAAUAUCGCCAAAGGAGGUGCCCACCCUUUCCCCAUUCCAAAAUUUGCCAACAAAAAGGAAGAAAGAAAAUGGGCUUUGCAACAUAUGGCAGCAGCAUUCAGAGUGUUUGCAAGGAAGGGAUACACUGAAGGUACAGCAGGUCACAUUUCAAUUCGAGACCCAGUCGACCCAACUACAUUUUGGAUCAAUCCAUUGGGAAAACAUUUUGGUUUAAUGAAAGCUAGUGAUAUGGUUCAUGUGGAUGAAGAUGGAAACUUGUUACCAGAUGGUAAUCAAAUUGCUUUGAAUGCGGCUGGCUUCGCUAUCCAUUCAGCAAUUCAUAAAUUGCGUCCUGACGUUCAUGCUGCUUGUCACACUCAUUCGGUUUAUGGUAAAGCAUUUGGAGCAUUGGGCAAGAAAUUGGAUAUGAUCAAUCAAGACGUUUGUACAUUUUACAAUAGCCAUGCCAUUUUCACAGAUUUUGGAGGCGUGGCAUUAGAAGCAGAAGAAGGUAAGAAAAUAGCAGCUGCUUUGGGUAAUGGAAAGGGUAUCGUUUUGCAAAAUCAUGGAUUAUUGACUGUCGGUUCAACAGUGGAUGAAGCAGCUUAUUUAUUUACCUUGAUGGAAAAAUCAUGUCAAAUCCAGUUGGCAGCUCAGCUGGCUUUGUUGCCUGGUGAGUCAUUGAGAUUGAUUGGUGAUGAAGAAGCAGCUUAUUGUGAACAUCAUGAUGGUGAUCCUGAAACUUUGUAUACUGAAUUCCAACCAGAAUAUGAGAUGGAGUUGCAUUUGGACGAUAGCUUCUUAAAGUAG